AUGCCCCUCUUUCACUCAUCCUCCCACUCCAGCUCCGACCGGAGCAGUAUUGACGACCCCAACACCACAUCCUCUCACUCUCACCGUCGCUCCCGCCACUCCUCCGGCUCCCACUCCCACUACUCAUCGUCAUCCACUUCUCCUUCCUCCUCCCGCCACCACAACCACUCCCUUUUCGGCCAUAGCCGAAAAAAUGAAGACCCAUCCAUUCUUGCCGCCAAAGAACAGGUUUCUCGCGCAGAAGCGGCUGAGCGGGAGGCGGAUAGGGCACUGAUGGCUUCGAAACGGGCAGUGCGUGAGGCCAGAGAACAUGUGAGAAGAUUGGACGAGGAAGCGAAGAUGGAAGCACGCGCUGCGAAAAUGAAGCAGGAUCAGGUGAAGUCGAUUACGAAGAGGGCGAAGCCGUUGGGAAGACAUGUGUGA
Messenger RNA from Aspergillus luchuensis, 423 nucleotides. RefSeq lists its product as uncharacterized. The record is from RefSeq and is a predicted model, not a curated record. The coding region runs from base 1 to 423 and encodes 140 amino acids. Lineage: Eukaryota; Fungi; Ascomycota; Eurotiomycetes; Eurotiales; Aspergillaceae. The transcript is spliced from 3 exons.